Molecule: messenger RNA, 1732 nt
Organism: Hordeum vulgare subsp. vulgare (domesticated barley)
Lineage: Eukaryota; Viridiplantae; Streptophyta; Magnoliopsida; Poales; Poaceae
Product: acyl-coenzyme A oxidase 4, peroxisomal
Exons: 13
Coding region: 177-1481 (434 amino acids)
Biological process (GO): fatty acid beta-oxidation
Cellular component (GO): peroxisome
Molecular function (GO): acyl-CoA dehydrogenase activity; flavin adenine dinucleotide binding
Source: RefSeq, a predicted model, not a curated record
CCGAGAAGCUCAGUUAGCGUACCGUCUAUUAACUCUCGAAAUGGCCGGAUAGCUCCUCUCGCGCAAAGCUUUUCGUCUCCGUCCCCUGCCCAACUACUCCUCCACCUCGAUCGAGAGAAGCUCGGAUCCGCGGAGGAGAGGAGAGGUGCCCACGAGCUAUCGGUUGCGCCGCGGCGAUGGGUAGCCUGCGAGGCGGAGAGGGAAGGAACGAGGACGGAGUGAAAGUCGGGCUACCGGCGCUGGAGGUGGCGCUCGCGUUCCCGCAGGCCACGCCGGCGUCCCUGUUCCCGCCCGCCGUGUCGGACUACUACCAGCUUGAUGAUUUGCUGACCGAUGAAGAGAAGGCGCUUAGGAAGAAAGUCCGUGCUAUUUCAGAGAAAGAAAUUGCACCCAUUAUGACCGAAUACUGGGAGAAGGCAGAAUUCCCAUUUCAUGCCAUUCCGAAACUUGCAACUCUUGGCUUAGCUGGAAGUACAACGAAGGGAUAUGGGUGCCCAGGACUCUCGCUUACAGCGAGUGCCGUUUCUAUAGCAGAAGUUGCACGGGUUGAUGCAAGCUGCUCCACAUUUAUUUUAGUGCACUCCUCUUUGGCAAUGUCCACAAUUGCUCUUUGUGGAUCAGAGGCUCAAAAGCAGAAGUACCUACCAUCGUUAGCUCAGUUUAAAACUGUUGGUUGCUGGGCUUUAACAGAGCCAGAUUAUGGAAGUGAUGCAAGCUCCUUGAAAACUUCAGCAACCAAGGUACCUGGCGGUUGGCAAUUAGAUGGCCAAAAGCGCUGGAUAGGUAACAGCACGUUUGCAGAUGUGCUUGUAAUUUUAGCUAGGAAUGCAGACACAAAGCAACUAAAUGGAUUCAUUGUGAAGAAGGGAGCGCCUGGUUUGAGAGCCACAAAAAUUCAAAACAAAAUUGGACUUAGAAUGGUUCAGAAUGGCGAUAUCCUUCUGAAUAAAGUAUUUGUCCCAGAAGAAGACAGAUUAACAGGCAUCAACUCAUUUCAGGAUAUAAGCAAGGUCCUAGCAAUGUCACGUAUUAUGGUUGCUUGGCAGCCAAUUGGCAUAUCGAUGGGCGUCUACGACAUGUGCCAUCGGUAUUUGAAAGAAAGGAAGCAGUUUGGAGCUCCCCUGGCAGCCUUUCAGAUCAACCAAGAAAAGCUUGUUCGGAUGCUUGGUAACAUCCAGGCCAUGCUUCUUGUCGGCUGGCGCUUGUGCAAGCUCUAUGAGUCAGGCAAAAUGACACCAGGCCAUGCUAGUUUGGGCAAGGCAUGGACGUCCAGCAAGUCAAGGGAGGUAGUUUCUCUGGGUCGAGAGCUAUUGGGCGGCAAUGGAAUUUUGGCUGAUUUUCUAGUAGCAAAGGCGUUCUGUGAUCUGGAGCCGAUUUACUCAUACGAGGGCACCUAUGACAUCAACAGCCUUGUGACCGGAAGAGAAAUCACUGGGAUCGCGAGCUUCAAACCCGCUGCAGUAGCAAAAUCUCGGCUGUAAUUCUUCUUCUGCCUCCAGCUACGAUGAACAGCAAAGUAUGACCCCCCACCUUGUAUUCUGGUGGGUACGAGUAAGAUCGGAAUAAGUGCAAUGGAAUGAUCAAAUGUAAUUUGUAAGGCGGAAGGAUAAAGUCGGAGCUGGAUUUGUAUCUAUGUAAUGGUGCAGCAUAUGGAGUCACAUCUCACGAUCAGUAUUUGUGCACUGGGGGGUCGUACAGCUUCUACAUAUUGAAAUUGUGCAGUUCAGGAGAA